Molecule: messenger RNA, 3021 nt
Organism: Suillus fuscotomentosus
Lineage: Eukaryota; Fungi; Basidiomycota; Agaricomycetes; Boletales; Suillaceae
Product: RNA helicase
Exons: 9
Coding region: 1-3021 (1006 amino acids)
Molecular function (GO): RNA binding; 5'-3' RNA helicase activity; zinc ion binding
Source: RefSeq, a predicted model, not a curated record
AUGGUCAUAAUUUGCCCACAGUUGGAAGCCCAUGGAGCUUGCACCGAUCCUCAGUGCACAGGAUACCAUGACGUCCACCUCUGCGAGUUAUGUGGUAUUUUAUGCACGUCCACUAAGUGCUACGAAGAGCAUUUAGCCAGUAAAAAACAUCGCCGUAAAUUGGCUGGCCAUGAUGGAAGCCAAUACCAAUGCACUAUUUGUGACACUCUUGUUGUCGGUCGCAAGUCUUGGGAUCAACACCUCCAAGGAAAACGACACCGCAGAAAAGCAGAGAAGAAAGGUGUACUCCCUGAGGUAGCUCCUGUUAUUCCUGAGGCGUUCCCUGGCAAGGUAUUCUGUGGUAUCUGUGACAAACAGAUCCCAGAAGGCUUGUGGCCUUCUCAUCCUCGAUCCCCCGGACAUCGCAGGAAGGAGGGUUACACUGCGUUCAAAACUGCCCUCGAGGAAGCUGAAAAGGACAAACGUGGCAUCGUUCUCUCGGAAGGAUUAGAUUUUGGGAUUAUGGAAAAUGCUGAUGCUGCGCGAGGGGCAUUACGAACUUUGACAAUAGAAUCCACGGUGCCCUCAUCGCGAGUUACCAUUAAGACAGUAUCUUUGUCCUCCUCGUUCGUGGGCAGGCAAUCUCCGUUUGCUAUUACAACCACUGCGGAAGGGGCAGUAUUAGCAUAUCGUCGUCCGACUGCAAUUGGUGUACGGUUUUCAACACCUCACUCUGGGCGCAUGGAUGAUCGUCUCGAAAUCAUCUUCGAAGACGCAGCACUGCGUGUAACCUUCGUCAUCGCUAGGCCACUGAAGGCCAUUGUGGGCAGCCAAGCUGAUUAUGAGUUAUUGAAACCAAUUGCUCCCUUCCAACCUCGUCGGCAAACUCGUACGCAACCCGAGACGCAGGUGGUGUCGGGUGUCCCUCCAACUUCCAAUAACAUCAUCCCGUAUACUAUCAAAUUGCCUAAGGCGCAGAUAUCGGCGUCACUCUUAGCUGCAUUAUCGGAAAUGUCAUCUGGAAAGGCGCUGGACCACAUUAGGAGAGUCUUCCUCCCGAAGGUCAUCAAUUCUUCAACGUAUUCGCGCUACUUUAAGACACUGCUUUGGAUAGAGGAGCACCGCAUGGAGCAUGAUUUGGAACGCUACGAUAUUCCUGAUGCUCAGCUAGAACGUCACGGAGUGUAUUAUCAUUUGCCCGUUCCCGGGUUGGCGGAAAAACGCCCAAGUGUUUUGAUUGGGGAUCGUUUUCUUGUCCAAAAACAUGGGGCUGUCGAAGGCCAUUGGUAUGAAGGCCAUGUCCAUUUUGUUCGACAGGCGUCCGUCGGGUUACGAUUCGACAAGUCAUUUCGUGGCUGGUCUCAGCAACAGCGGUAUACCGUACGAUUCAAGCUCAACCGCAUUCCUAUGCGCCGUCAACACCAGGCGCUGGACACCGCAUUCGCAUCCGAUAAGUUUUUGUUCCCUCGAAAGGCCCACAUUUUACCGCUUGCCCCUCGUCCUGGCGUAGGCCCUAUUAAGCCAUUUAAUGCAUUGAUUGCUACGAACCCGCCUCAGCUUCAAGCUGUCACAUCUAUCCUUCUGCAGCAACGGGGUUCAGCGCCGUUUGCCAUUUUUGGUCCCCCGGGUACUGGCAAGACUAUAACAAUGGUGGAAGCCAUGAAACAGCUGCUCAAGCAUAAACCAAAUACACGUAUUCUUGCCACCGCACCCAGCAACUCUGCUGCUGACAUCAUUGCAUCCCGCCUCGCGUCCACCCUCGGAGCUGACGAACUUUUCAGACUUUAUGCACCUUCAAGGCCCUUCGACCUAGUCCCAGAUGAGUUGCAGCCCUACACAUACAAAAAGAGACUGGAAGGCGAAGACAAGAGCUGCUUCUCUGUCCCACCCAUCCCAACUCUUAAGGAUUUCAAAGUUAUCGUGUGCACAUGUGUCUCCGCAUCUAUCACGUACGGUAUUGGCAUCCCCCGCGGACAUUUCACGCAUAUUUUCGUUGAUGAAGCUGGUCAAGCGACUGAACCUGAAGUGAUGAUCGGGAUCAAAACGAUGUCCGACAAUACGACGAACAUUGUCUUGGCAGGAGAUCCGAAGCAGUUAGGACCUAUCGUUCGAUCUAACACUGCAAGGCAGCUUGGGCUGGAGAAAAGCUACCUCGAACGUCUAAUGUCGAUGGAUGCAUACGAAGCUCAAAGUGGUCAUGGCCUGAGCGUCGUCAAGCUCGUGAAAAACUUCCGGUCACAUCCCGCGAUCUUGAAGUUUCCCAAUGAGCGAUUCUACAUGAAUGAUCUCGAGUCCUGUGGCAAUAAGAACAUCAUACGCGCUUUCGAAGGCUGGACAAAGCUGCCUUCAAAGAAAUUUCCGAUUAUCUUCCACUCAAUAUCCGGAAAGGAUGAUCGCGAGGCUUUGUCACCCUCGUUUUUCAACAUUGAUGAAGUUACUCAAGUUCGCAAAUAUAUUCAACUCCUCCGAGAUGAUCGACAGGUCAGAGUGGCUCACAAUGAGAUUGGCGUGAUCGCUCCCUACCACGCUCAAUGUGUUAAAAUUCGCAAGAUGCUCAGUGGCGUGGCUGACGAGGUCAAAGUCGGCAGUGUAGAAGAGUUCCAGGGUCAGGAGCGACGAGUCAUUAUCAUAUCGACGGUCAGGAGUAGCCGAGAUUUCGUUGAGUUUGAUCUCAAGCACACCCUGGGCUUCGUUGCGAACCCGAGGCGCUUCAAUGUUGCUGUGACUCGAGCACAGGCUCUGCUGAUUGUGGUCGGAGACCCAAACGUCUUGUCCUUAGAUCCCCUUUGGCGGUCGUUCCUGAACUAUGUCCACUUGAACGGCGGGUGGGCUGGUCCUGGUCCGACAUGGGACACGACAGAGACAGUAGAUGAGAGUGGCGAAUAUGAUCAACAUAUUCGAGCGGCUGCAAUGACGGAUAUGAAUCUGCUUGCUCGGAGGAUUGAGGGGGUGGUGUCGGAGAGUGUGCAGACUGGCACGACCAAUGAAGAUGAUGACGACCACGAUGCAAACUUUGACAAGCCGUGGAGGGAACUGGAGUAG